UGCUCCACAAAGUGUAGGUUUCUUAUCUCGUGGUUUUGUGUUUGUAAAGUUUUUGUAGAUUUCUCCUUCUUUUAAAUUGAAAAUGUCACAUACCAUCCUGUUAGUGCAACCAGGAGCCAAGCCAGACACAAGAACAUAUUCUGACUAUGAAUCAGAAGAUGAGUGCAUGGAAGGAAUAUGCAAAAUCUUUGAAGAACACCUAAAACGAACCAAUCCUAACACACCAUCGAUCACUUACGACAUUAGUCAGCUGUUUGACUUCAUUGAUGAGCUGACUGAUCUCAGUUGUCUCGUUUGUACAAAGAGCAAGAUGUACACACCACAUAACAAGGAGUGGAUAAAGGAGCAAAUUUACAUCAUGCUACGAAAGCAAGCUGGAAAAUAAACACUCGUACUUUGGAUAACAUAUUUCACUUGAACAAUAUCUGAACAUUCUCACAAAUGACGUUUCAUUUCUAAUUUUUUUCUUUUCUCUUUUUGUAUAUGAGUGAUUUUCACCAAACUGGGAAAUAUUAAUUAUCUGUUAGCAGGUAUUAAUUGAAUUUCAGAAAAAUUAUUCUAUGGAUGUAGGGGUCUGCUAAGAACAGGUUUUAGUUUAAUAACUUUUUCAAAGUUUGGUGACAAUUGCAAUAAAUUUUUUAGGCAUCUUGAUGACUGUUUCACAUGCUUCAUAUGAUCUAACCAAACAUCAGAUCCUAACAAAAUGCAAGUCAGUAUCAUUGCAUGACUAUCACAAUAAGCCUUUAUUGAUGAAGCCAAUGAGAAUGUAGCUUCGAGUAGGUAGUUCUAGAUGUUUUCUUUCUGAACCUUUUCUAUGUUAGUAACUUUAUAUUUUCUAAUUGAUGGAAUUAUUGAUAUUAA
Molecule: messenger RNA, 861 nt
Organism: Exaiptasia diaphana
Lineage: Eukaryota; Metazoa; Cnidaria; Anthozoa; Actiniaria; Aiptasiidae
Product: enhancer of rudimentary homolog
Exons: 3
Coding region: 83-385 (100 amino acids)
Source: RefSeq, a predicted model, not a curated record